Messenger RNA from Rhizoctonia solani, 630 nucleotides. Its product is annotated as ADP-ribosylation factor family. NCBI's taxonomy places the organism in Eukaryota, Fungi, Basidiomycota, Agaricomycetes, Cantharellales, Ceratobasidiaceae. Bases 1 to 630 code for a protein of 209 amino acids. Gene Ontology annotation, biological process: endoplasmic reticulum to Golgi vesicle-mediated transport; vesicle organization; intracellular protein transport. Gene Ontology annotation, cellular component: endoplasmic reticulum exit site; COPII vesicle coat. The record is from RefSeq and is a predicted model, not a curated record. The transcript is spliced from 6 exons. Gene Ontology annotation, molecular function: GTP binding; GTPase activity.
AUGUUUAUUAUCAAUUGGUUCUGGGAUGUCCUUGCUCAGCUGGGUCUGUUGCACAAGAACGCGAAGAUUCUCUUCCUCGGUCUCGACAAUGCUGGAAAGACUACACUGCUUCACAUGCUGAAAAAUGAUCGCCUCGCGACGCUUCAGCCCACGCUUCAUCCUACUUCUGAGGAACUUGCUAUUGGAAGCGUCAAGUUCACUACCUAUGAUCUUGGAGGACAUCAGCAAGGCAAGUUGGCUGUUUACACCUUUUUUCGAUGCUUAUCUGACGCAUGUAUGCCACUCAUAGCUCGUCGCCUCUGGAGAGACUACUUCCCAGAAGUAGACGGAAUCGUCUUCUUGGUUGAUUCUGCAGAUUUUGAACGUUUCCCUGAAUCCAAGGCCGAAUUGGACGCUCUUCUCUCUAUCGAGGAACUGAGCAAGGUGCCGUUCCUGAUUUUGGGCAACAAAAUCGACGCCCCUGGUGCGGUUAGCGAGGAGGAGCUACGCCACCAUCUUGGACUUUUCCAGACUACCGGAAAGGGUAAAGUCCCCCUGAAGGACAUCCGGCCAAUUGAGAUCUUCAUGUGCUCGGUCGUCCAGCGACAGGGCUACGGAGAAGGUUUCCGUUGGGUUUCUCAAUAUAUUUAA